Molecule: messenger RNA, 7485 nt
Organism: Epinephelus lanceolatus (giant grouper)
Lineage: Eukaryota; Metazoa; Chordata; Actinopteri; Perciformes; Serranidae
Gene: ptpro
Product: protein tyrosine phosphatase receptor type O
Biological process (GO): regulation of glomerular filtration; peptidyl-tyrosine dephosphorylation involved in inactivation of protein kinase activity; podocyte differentiation
Cellular component (GO): glutamatergic synapse; GABA-ergic synapse; plasma membrane
Molecular function (GO): Wnt-protein binding; protein tyrosine phosphatase activity; cadherin binding
Source: RefSeq, a predicted model, not a curated record
CAGCAGCAGCAGCAGCAGCAGCUUCAUCACCGCUGACCGACACCGACCUCCUGCUCGUCUCCAGGCCGCAGCGUGGACGCCGGAGCCCGGCCUGAUUCCUCUCAACCACCGCAGGUCCGGGUUCGAGCUGCGAAACGCACUACAGGUGAUGAUAACAACGACAGUGACGAAGAGGCUGAUGAAGGCGAUGGCGUGCAGUUAGGAGCUGCGGAGCGGCAACGAAGCGCAAACUGAAUCCGUGCGCGGAGCGGGAGCAUCGCGCUCCGAUGCAGCAGAAAAAUCGCCAUUGUUUGGAUGCGCAGCAGACUGAGAGGACAAACCCGGAGCACAGAGACGCUGUUUGACACGGAGACACCAUGCUACUUUCCCCGCUGCUUCUGACGCUGGGGCUGCUCUGCUUUACCCCGAGCGUGUCGGCGUUCCAGUUGUCGGUAAACGAUGACGGACUGAUUGUGGUGGCGCUCGAGAGUUCGGACCUGCAGGAGAACGCCACAGCGUACGCCGCUCAGAUCUCCGGAGAGCCUCGACCGAUCCUGGUUCAGUUUGUGAACACCAGUGAGCCUCUGCUGUUCAACACGUCAUAUCAUGGUCUCUGCUACACUGUGGGGCUACUGGUUAAACUGGGACAGAGCUGGUCCAGACCUGUCAAGACUGUGUCUGUGCUCACACAGCCACUUCCUGUCCGCAGUGUCCACAUAUUGGACUAUAAGGAGUCUCCAGAGACAGGCGUGGUGUUUGAAAUCGAGCCCCCGGCCGGAAACAUCUUCAGCAGAGUCAACAUCAGCUACACAGAGGGACAGGAGCGACGGUCGAUGCUCUAUAAAGAUUUCUACAAAGGGAAGACGGUGUUCAAACACUGGUUACCAGGCAUGUGUUACCGUAACAUCACCUUCCAGCUGAUCUCCGAGGCCACAGUGUACCAGACUGCUCUGGUGACACAGAGUGACAUCACACACACACCUGUGCACCACAGGACAGUGCCCUACCCGCCCCUCAACAUUUCCCAUAAGAUCGUCCACCUGAGCCAGAGGGAGCUGCCAGGUGGAGCCCCUGACACGCUCCCUCCUGAGGGGAGCGAGGAGAGCCGGCGAGCCUCCCGUCGAGCCAGGGACGUCCCUCUGAUGGAGGAGCAGGAGGAGGAGGAGGAGGAGGUGCACACUGAGGAGGAGAACACUGAGGAGGAGGUGGUGGGAGCUGUCACUCGGGCUCCCUUCGGCCCAGCACACAACAUGACAGGCACCAACGCUGUGAACCAGACGACAGAGACUCGGAGCUACUGGCUGGACCCGACUGAUGCAGCUCCUUCAGAUCGGGAGGAGGAGUUCGUUAACGCUGUGGUAUCGGAGUAUGAAGACUCCAAUGAGCCCGGCUCAGCUAUGGGUCUCCCCGCUGAGGCCGCCAUCCUGCCCACCAAACUGCCCCCCAUCCUGCUGGAGCUGCGCUGGCUGCCGCCCAGACCCCCGACCAGCUACGAUGGCUUCAACAUCUACAUCUACAGAGACGGUAACUCCACAGAAACGGCCACCGUGGAUGAAAACACUCACGAGUUCUUCACCGAGUUAACGGAGCCAGGAACGUACCGAGUCCAGGUCACCACUCUCAGCUCGUCUGGAGACUGUGAGGCCCGAGAGAGCACCACCGACACCGGCUUCACCUUCUACCUCAGUCCUGGUGGUGAGCUGCUGGAGGAGCUCCGCGAGCGUCCUCAGGCCGUCAGCGUCAGACUGCUGGACUCCAGCACCGCCGCCGUCUCCUGGGCUCCGUCCUCUGAGAACCACAACGGCAGCCUGGUGUCAGUGGUUUCCACCACCUGCCUCAGACCGAGUCUCAGCCAGAGGAUGGAGAACACGUACUGCAGCGAGGAAAACACCACGAGUGACAUCAUCACUAACCUGACGCCUGGGGCUCAGUACAGAGUGGUUGUCUAUCACACCAACGGACCCCUGAUGAGUCCUCCGUCUGAACCCGUCAUCAUUGAUAUAGAGCCCACAGGUGUGCUGGAGCUGGCUGUUUACCCUCUGAGUCCGACGGCAGUGAUCCUAAGCUGGCAGCGUCCGUACCACGUCGCCUUCAGGAAGUAUGUCCUGCAGACCUUCUUCUUCAACCCCGUCACGCUGGCAUCAGAGUGGACCACCUACUACGAGAUCGCCGCCACCGCCUCCGUCAUCGCCUCCGUGAGAGUGACGGAUCUGCUGCCGGCCUGGUAUUAUAAUUUCCGUGUUUCCAUGGUGACGUGGGGCGACCCGCCGCUCAGCUGCUGCGACAGCUCAACUGUCAGCUUCGUAACAGCUCCUGAGGCUCCUCACAUCUCCUCGGUGGAUUACUCUCAUGGCGUCCUGUAUGUUCGCUGGACGUACGGCGAGCUCUUCAUUGACCUCUCACAUUCCAGGAUGCUUCACUGGCAGGUGGUCGCCGUCGGCAAGAAAGGACCAGAGAGGAGCUACUCCAUCGACGUGACUCGUAACGUGAUGCGUGCCAGCCUCCCUCUGCCUCCAGGGGACAUCUACAACCUGACAGUGACGGCCUGCACUGAACGCAGCAGGAACACCUCCAUGCCAAACAUCAUCAAACUAGAGCCGGCUGCUCCCAGGGCUCUUUACGCUGUAAACGCCACCCACUCAGCUGUGACUCUGCUGUGGACUGAGGAAGGAGUGGUUGACUACUACCAGGUCCUCUGUAAACCCAACAAAGCCAGCAAGGAGCUCAAGGCCCGCGAGCCUCAGACAGCCAACUCUCACGUGGUGACCGUGUCCGGUUUGAUGCCCUCAUCCACCUACAACUGCACUGUCACCAGUUUCAGCUACAGCACACCCAGCAAGCCCGCACAUAUCACCAUCAGCACUGCGGCUAAAGAGAUGAACCCGAGCGUAGCAGCGAUCUCGGCUCUGGCCGUCCUCAGCAUCCUCCUCAUCAGCCUGCUGGUUCUGUUCCUGCUGGUUCUUCGUAAGAAACACCUGCAGAUGACCAGAGAGUGUGGUGCAGAGACUUUCGUCAACUUCGCCUCAUUUGAAAGAGAUGGAAAGCUUCCCUAUAACUGGCGAAGAAGCCUCUUUGCCUUCCUUACCCUACUGCCAUCCUGCCUUUGGACUGACUAUCUUUUGGCUUUUUAUAUUAAUCCUUGGAGCAAGACAGCUUUAAAGAAACGGAAGCUAACAAGUCCCGUGCAGCUGGAUGACUUUGACGCCUUCUUCAAAGAAAUGAGCAAAGACUCGGCCUACAAGUUCUCUCUGCAGUUUGAGGAGCUGAAGAGUGUCGGCCUGGAUCUUUCCCACGAUGCAGCAGACAUGCCCGUCAACAGGCCAAAGAACAGAUACACAAACAUCCUCCCCUACGACUUCAGUCGGGUGAAGCUGAUCUCGAUGCACAACGACGAAGGUUCAGACUACAUCAACGCCAACUACAUACCUGGCUACAAACACAGUAAAGAGUACAUCGCCACUCAGGGUCCACUGCCUGAAACUCGCAACGAUUUCUGGAAGAUGGUUCUGCAGCAGAAAUCUCCGAUCAUCGUCAUGCUGACUCAGUGUAACGAGCGACGGAGGGUGAAGUGUGAUCACUACUGGCCGUUCACAGAUGAGCCUGUGAUGUACGGAGAGAUCAGUGUGGAGAUGCUCUCUGAAACCGAGUCUCCAGAGUGGACCAUCAGGAAGUUCAGACUGGGAUACGCUGAUGAGAGUCAGGACGUGCUCCACCUGAACUACACCUCAUGGCCGGAUCAUGGCGUCCCCACGGUCAACGCCAUCGAAAGCAUCCUGCAGUUCGUCCACAUUGUCCGUCAGCAGGCCAACAGGACCAAAGACCCCAUCAUCGUGCACUGCAGUGCUGGAGUCGGCCGGACGGGGACGUUCAUCGCUCUGGACCGUCUGAUGCAGCACAUCAGAGAACACGAGUUUGCAGAUAUCCUGGGGAUGGUGUCCGAGAUGCGAUCACACCGUCUGUCUAUGGUCCAGACUGAGGAGCAGUACGUGUUCAUCCAUCAGUGCGUCCUGUUGAUGUGGCAGAAGAAGAAGCAGCAGUCCAUCACAUCUGAUGUCAUCUAUGAGAACGCUAGCAAGACAUAAUGAUGGAGGCUCCUCCAGACGCUGCGAACACACCCAGCCUCCUGUGCUUCAGGCAUCCAUUCUCUGCAGAAGAAGAUCCGCGUCAUCAUCAGUGUCAAAAAACAAAACAGCGGAACAUCUUGACAAAAAAAAUAGAAUCCAGUUUUUUGUUUGAAUUGAUGUUAAAGCAUGGGAUGGAGUUUUGCCUUAAGGAGCCUUCACUGACUGACCAACAUGUUGAACCGCAACCCUGCCCUCUGAACUGGACUGACUCACGUCAACGUGGGGUGGGAGAAGUCGGAGGUUAACGCGCUCCGACCUGUGAUUGGAUGUCUACACUGUGUCCGUCCUCAUUGAGGCGACGUGUUGGUGUAACUGAGUCAGCAGUUUUUCAUUUUAUUUCUUUUUUAAUCUCAGGAGUAGCUGAAAAACCAGCAAGCACACUGGCCUCUUCCUCCACUUCGAAAGUAAUUUAUCAUCGGUUAGUUUUAGUUUUUUGCAUCAUUGAUAGUGUUCACCGUCCUGCAGAGUGCAGCUUUCCUGGCUUUUUGCAACGUCAGAGUCGAAGGCGGUAGAUUUCAACGUUACUCACUGCCAAACAAACCAAACAUGGGACUGUAACAUGUUGAUUGAUAAAAACAUCAACUGCUCUAACAUGCUAACCAACUGCCAGGACUGCUGCACAGAUUAUACUCACUGAGAGAACCCAGCAAGCAUUCGACUAAGAGUAAAGGUCUGGAAAAUGAGCACAACAUUUUGUCAUGUUGAAGUAGAUUUUUAAUUGAGUUUUUUAAAUUAAACACUAAACAUGGAUUGUGCUUGGAGGAGCCUUCCAAACGUAAUGGUGUAUCUGUCCUGGUCAAAAUUGUCAAACAUUGGUAAAAAUUAUUUGUCGUCGUUGGACAUCUGUGAAAAAUUAGGAACAUUUUUGCUGCAGUUUGAACAAGCUGAACGUUCCAGACUUCAGAAAUGGUUUUAUCAGAAAAGUAUUUGGUACCGAUUUCUAGAAAUGCUACUCGAAUGCCUCCGAACUUUUUAUCCCGUCCGUUGGAUCGACCACUAAACGUCUGAAUGUUUGCUGGGUCUGCACAAGAACUAAAGGGCACAAACAGUUGAAGGGAACGAACGCCUUUCUGUGGAAACACGAGCGCCUCAUGCUGCUGUCCCGUCGCUGUCGGGCGUGUUGGAGGCCAGUUUAGAGACUGUGGUUGUAGAGCUGUAGUUUGUAUUUGCACUGAGGCCUCGGAGCUGCCUGACCUGCUGACAGAAGAAGGGAAGACUUUCUGCUGCUGCUUCCUGCUGUGGAGGACUAACUGCAGCCGUGCCGCUCGAUAUUCGUCCCGUCCUGUGGGCUCUUCUAACAGAGGAUCUCGAUCUGAAGACAUAGAAUUAACUUUAGACUACUGGAGAUGUUUUUAACCCUCUGAGGAUCAUGAUCUCAUCGGCUGCAACAAUCCUGUUUGGAAACAAACAAAUGGAUCAUAUCAGAGUGAGAUAGAAGACAGAAGAGAGACAUUACUCAGUCGAACUGCCAAAACUACUACAAAGUUUUAUCAAGACCUGAUGUUGAGUUUUCCUUUCUGUUGAUGAAUUUUGGAAAUGACAGAAACAUAUCUUUGGGUCGGCCCGAGCCUUUCUGAGCCUCCUGGCACAAUUUGAAUAUCUUUAAUCCAUCAGAUUACCAACUUAAAAAAGUGCAACUGUUCUCUAGAACUCAUGACAAUAAAACUAAAUAUUGACCCAAAACAUAUCUGUCGUUCUAGAAAGCGCAAAUAUAAAACAUACAAAAAAUGUUACAUUCCCUGCUUUUGUUGUCAUCUGUUGCCCCAAACUUUGGAAUAGUGCCCCAAAUACUAAACUUUGAUAUUGCAUUAUUUUGAUUCUUCUAUUAAUCCUCAAAUGUUGGGUUCCUUAACAGUGUUUUUUGUUAUCUUAUUAUUUGGCACAGAGCCCUGAAAAGUUUCAGGUUAUAAAACAUUCCAAACAUUUUUUUUUUCCUCAAUUCCAAAAUUUUGUAAAGAACCACAACUUUAUAACAUAUUGUACUGUGCCCCCUAGUGGCCACAAAUACCCUAACGUGAGUGCUCACAGUAAAAUGGUAAGAGUCCCAAAAUUUAGCAAAGUGCAACAAAAAGGUUUAAGCGUCAGACUGGGUUCUGCAAAAAUUUGUUUUAAUAUGCUUAAUUAUAUAUGACCAAAUAUUGUUUAUUGUCACAUUUGGUAUGGCAUUUACAAUUUAAAAAUUGGUAUAAUGUCCCAAAAUAUUGUGUAGCACCCCCAAAAUUUGUUACGGUUACAAAAUGUUUCACCUAAAGUUACUAAUGCCAGAUUUGGUAUUGCAAAAUUGUGUUUUAAUGGCAAAAUUAGAUAUGACCAAAUUUUGUUUACAACAGACACAUUUGGUAUUGCAUUUUCAAUUUGUUUUAAUUUUUUAAAAUUUGGUAUAAUGUCCCAAAAUAUUGUGUAGCGCCCCUAAAAUUUGCUAUAAUGUCCCAAAAUAUUGUGUAGCGCCCCUAAAAUUUGCUAUGGUUACAAAAUGUUAUUCAGCACCACCAAAAGUUAUUAAUGCCAGAUUCCCAGUAUUUGGUGCACUCCCAUUUGUGUUUGGGGAUAAUACCACAACUAGAUGCUAGAGAGGAUUCUCUGGAAUUUAAAAAUCUUUCGGAUCUUGUAACAAAAUCAGUGAGCUUUGAAAUAAAUUUUAGAAAAGUAGUUCUGAUGUUGAAAACGAACAGUUAAGCUUCAUGUUUCGGUUGUUUUGGGGCCUGAAUCUCGGCUCAGUUCAAUCUUGGCUCGGGCCGACUGAAUAUCUCCGUCUUAACACAUGAAUACUGUACAGAAAAUUGUUAUCAAGCCAUUUUCUGACGCAUCAGUCUGUUAUCAGAUCAACUUAUUUACAAUUAUUUAGUCAUUUUCCAUGUUUCUAUCGAUCACUUGAAUUGAAGGGCAAAAGAAACUCCACAUUUCUCACUUCCUUGAUGACUGUAGAGAAUGUCUACUGAACAGAUGAGAGUGGUCGACCUCAUUCAACCCAAAGUUUUACACUCCAUUCAGGAUGUACAGGGUGUUGUCAAAAUACGAGCGGAGAGUUGAGUGGCUUUUCUUUUUGGGUCUCCACAGAGGAGAUAGUGAUGAUGGUCCAAUACGAGAUUACAUCUGAUUUUAUAACAUUUACUGUCAACAAUCCUCUUCCAAUCAAAAUCACUUCAGUGGUCUGUUUCAAUUUACAGUGCUGUCAAUGGGAGGAAACAGUGCCAGUAAAAUUACCAAUUUACAUCAAAAAAACUUUCCUCACAACUUCUCAAGAAAAACUUUUAGCCAAUUAAAGGUUUCUUAAUAGAUUUUUUUUGUGCGUUGUGCAAAUGUUAAUUGGGGGUGGGAAUCACCAGAGGAUCCACGAUAUAUUAUCGUGAUACUUAAGUCACGAUACAAUAUUAUUGCGAUU